Messenger RNA from Trachymyrmex septentrionalis, 1464 nucleotides. It is a transcript of the gene PGAP3, whose product is annotated as post-GPI attachment to proteins factor 3. Bases 125 to 1099 code for a protein of 324 amino acids. NCBI's taxonomy places the organism in Eukaryota, Metazoa, Arthropoda, Insecta, Hymenoptera, Formicidae. Gene Ontology annotation, molecular function: hydrolase activity, acting on ester bonds. The record is from RefSeq and is a predicted model, not a curated record. Gene Ontology annotation, cellular component: endoplasmic reticulum membrane. Gene Ontology annotation, biological process: GPI anchor biosynthetic process. The transcript has 8 exons.
CUCCGUCAUUAUUUUGCUACUGCAAAUCUUCGUGAAUACAGCUUAUAGGUUAUACGGUUGUACUACGUACAGUACAACACCGUCGUAAAUGUCGUAAUUCCGCCAUGGGUCAACAUUGGGCGACAUGCCAAAAAUAAUAUGGGUUCUUUUGUUGAUUCUACAAGUUUGUUUCGUUGGAAAUACGGUUGGUUCGUUAGGUGACAGGUCGCAGGUAUACAAGCAAUGUCUAGCACUGUGUCGCAAUAACAACUGCAGAGACGAAAUAAAUUUUAAGGAACAACCUCCUUUAUUCUUAAUCUUGCUACACUGGUCUUGCAAAGAAGAUUGUAGUUACAUUUGCAUAUGGAGGACCGUUGAUUACUUCGUAUCUCAUAGUUUGAACAUACCACAGUUUCAUGGAAAAUGGCCAUUCAUUCGUUUGUUUGGGUGUCAAGAGCCUGCUUCAGUUUUAUUCUCUAUAUUAAAUUUAUGUGCAAAUUGGAUAAUGUAUCGAAAAUUUAAAAGAAGGAUAGAUCAAACCAACCCUAUGUUCUAUGCUUGGACGUAUUUCAAUAUUAUAUGUUUAAACGGAUGGCUUUGGUCAACCGUAUUUCAUUCGCGGGACUGGCCAUUUACAGAAGCUAUGGACUAUUCUUGUGCGUUUAGUAUGGUACUUACACUCUUAUACUGCAUGCUUUUAAGGAUAACAAACAAGGGGACUAAAGCAUUUAUUAUAAUAACUUGUGGAUAUGUGAGCAUUUUGUGUACACAUUUGUCACAUUUAUGGUCAGGCAGAAUUAAUUAUGGUUACAAUAUGAUGCUUAAUGUAGCGAUAGGAUUAGCGACUGUCGUGAUAACAAUGCUGUGGUGGUAUCUUAACCGCAUUAAGUUGCCUUAUGUAUACUUAAUCGCUUGGUUCAAUAUAUUAACUACUUUUGUGACUCUACUCGAAUUGGCAGAUUUUCCUCCUAUUUUUUGGAUAUUUGAUGCUCAUUCCUUGUGGCAUGCUAGUACUGUUCCCUUGACAGUAUUGUUAUAUAGGUUUGUGAUCGCAGAUUGCUGUUAUCUGGAAAAGUAUUGUAACAAAUCAUUCUUAAAUAUCAAUCGUCAUAGGCAGUAAUUUCAUAAUACAUAAUGCUGGUCUAAAUAGAUCUACUCAUAUACAUUCUGGAAUAAAAAAUCGUUGCCUUUUAUUACUUACCUUAUCAAGAACAAAUUUGUGUUAUAUAUCAGGAGACACGAUAAUGUCUCGGCGCUAAGCCAAGCGCAACUACCAUGGUUCCUUUACGCGAGACCGCGAGUUGCGAUUGAGAUUAUUGGAUCUCAAUAAUGGUUGAACCGAUCAAAUUCUACAUACGCUUAAUCGAUAGCAUCCACUCAAAUUGUAUAAUAAAAGUUCUACUUAUAGCAUUUUUCUUUUGGGAUGCACUAAGUGUAACCUUGCACCUCACUAGUUCCAUUUAAGCACUACACUGCACUGGAGCG